Molecule: messenger RNA, 366 nt
Organism: Mycena indigotica
Lineage: Eukaryota; Fungi; Basidiomycota; Agaricomycetes; Agaricales; Mycenaceae
Exons: 3
Coding region: 1-366 (121 amino acids)
Biological process (GO): regulation of DNA-templated transcription
Cellular component (GO): chromatin; nucleus
Molecular function (GO): DNA binding
Source: RefSeq, a predicted model, not a curated record
AUGCCUUCCCCUCCUCCCGACGAUGGACCAACUGCUGAUGCCUCUGAUGAGCGUGACGCGACUGGUGAGGGUGAUACAGAGCCAGUUCCUGUAAAGCGUGGUAGAGGUCGCCCUAAAGGCUCAAAAAACAAGAAACCUGCUGCCAGUGCCCCAGCCGAGCCAUCGUCAUCUGCUCCUCGAAAGCGUGGUCGACCCCGAAAGGAACCGAAAGAAGAGGAACCAAAGGACGACGAUGACUCUGAUGCUGAGGGCUCACCACCACCGCAAAAGAAACGUAGAGGGAGGCCACCAAAACCAGUAGACCCCGAUGCUCCCCCAAAGAAACGAGGAAGGCCAAAGAAGGCUGCUGCCUCUGACGAUGCCUAA